Messenger RNA from Knipowitschia caucasica, 327 nucleotides. The record is from the annotation of a GenBank genome assembly. NCBI's taxonomy places the organism in Eukaryota, Metazoa, Chordata, Actinopteri, Gobiiformes, Gobiidae.
AUGGGAAAGGGGAAGGGAGACACCGACGAAAACGCAACGCGGAGAGAGGGAGACAGGCGGUGCGUGCGCAGCGAACAGAAAGGAGGGAGGAAAGGGGUGCAGAGUGGAAAACAAGGGCAGGAGGAGGGGGCGAACAACCGAGAGAAGCGACUAGAAGCAAGACGGACGGGACAGGAAGACGAAACGAUAACAAGCAGAAAGAGGGGGGCCCGAGGGCGGGGCAGCGAAACGAAACCCAGGGAGCCCGAGACACCGGGUAUAGGGAAAAGCGCAAUACACCAGCGGGAAGAACAGAUCGGGAGGUGGAAAGUAAGGAGAGAGCGGUAG